UCGUCUCUCUACCACUACUCUCUCUCUCUCUCUCUCUCUCUCUCACUCACAGUUUUGUUGCUGUGCAUAGUAAAAGGAUUUUUGGAUUGCUUUCAUUUCUUGUCCAAGAAAUCCUUUGCUAUUUGCUGCUAUAUUAUAUAUAAUUAAGUGAGGGAAACGGAUAUUAUUUUGUUCUGAUGGCUGAGGAAAUUAAGAAAACAACUACUCCGGCUCCCGAGGCACCUUGCGCAACUGAAGAGGUUGCGGUGGCUGAGAAGCCUACAAGCUCUGACGUAGAUAAGGAGGCGCCACCGCAACCUGCGCCGGAAGAAGUGGUGGAAGGAGAUAAGAAGGAGAAAGAUGAAGAGAAGAAGAUGAGUGAAUCUGCUUCGUUUAAGGAGGAAAGCAACAAGGUGGAUGAUCUCAUUGACCCAGAAAAGAAAGCCUUGGAUGAGUUCAAACAACUGAUUCAGGAGGCACUCAACAAGCAUGAGUUCACUGCUCCACCUCCACCACCGCCCGCCCCGGCAAAGGAGGAGGAGGAGGAGGAGAAAAAAGAGGAAGAGAAGAAAGAAGAAGACCCAAAGACGACCGAAGAAAAAACUGAAACUUGUGAAGCACCUGCAGCUCAAGUUCCGGAAAAGGUUGAAGGAGAAGCAAUCCCAGAACCGGCUGCAGAAACAGUGGAAGCGGCUGAAGAAAUCAAAGAAACCAUAGUUCUUGAGGAUCCAGCGCCACCACCACCGCCGGAGGAGAUUUCCAUAUGGGGUGUUCCACUUCUUGCGGAUGAGAGAAGUGAUGCGGUACUCCUAAAGUUCUUAAGAGCUAGGGAAUUUAAGGUGAAAGAAGCUUUGACGAUGCUGAAAAGUGUGGUAGCGUGGAGGAAAGAGUUCAAGAUUGAUGAGUUGGUGGAGGAAGAUGAAGAGGUGGUGGGGGGUCUGGGUAAAGUUGUGUAUAUACAUGGAGUGGAUAAAGAGGGGCACUCUGUUUGUUACAAUGCUUUUGGUGAGUUCCAGGAUAAGGAGUUGUACACCAAAACCUUUUCUGAUGCUGAUAAGAGAGCCAAGUUUUUGAGGUGGUACAUUCAGUUCUUGGAGAAGAACAUCAGAAACCACCUCGAUUUCACUCCUGAAGGCACCUGCACUAUUGUCCAAGUCACCGACCUCAAGAAUUCACCUGGACUACUCCUUUUCAAGAAAGAACUCCGCCAAUCUACCAACCAGGCCCUCCAAUUGCUCCAGGACAACUAUCCUGAGUUCGUUGCCAAACAGGUGUUCAUCAAUGUACCGUGGUGGUAUGUGACCUACAAUAGGAUGAUCAGUCCAUUCUUGACACAGAGGACCAAGAGCAAGUUUGUGUUUGCAGGUCCAACCAAGACUGCUGAGACCCUCUUCAAAUACAUUGCUCCUGAGCAAGUACCAGCUCAAUAUGGUGGUCUUAGCAAGGAAGGUGAAGAGGAAUUUGCUACUGCAGAUGCUGCAACAGAGGAAACAAUUAAGCCAGCAUGCAAACAUACAAUUGAAUUGCCAAUCACUGAGGGUGGAACAACAUUGGUUUGGGAGGUGAGAGUAGUAGGGUGGGAUGUUUCGUACGGAGCAGAGUUUGUUCCAAGUGCGGAGGGUGGGUACACUUGGAUAGUGCAGAAGUCGAGGAAGAUUGGAGCGGCGGAUGAACAAUCUCUUAGCUGCUCAUUCAAAAGUGGUGAAACUGGAAAGCUUGUACUCACAUUUGACAACCAGACUUCUAAGAAGAAGAAGCUUGUCUAUAGAACCAAGACAAUCAAGCCAUCUGAAUAAUGGAGACAUGAUGGAUGGGGCUUUCCUUUUUGUUCAUUCACAUUCUUUUUUUUUUUUUUUUUUUUGUCUUUAUACUUUAUAAUAUCUAAAGAAUUUAUCUUUGUUGAACUUGAAUUGUUUAAACGGUUUGGUUAAAGGGUUUGAGAAUGAAAGAAUUUGGGAUAUUUGUGAAAAAUAGAAGAAACUUGGAUUUAUGUGUAAAUUUGAGAUUUUGUCAAAUUUUUUUUUUUUUAAUAUUUUUAUGUUAAUAUGGACGAUAAUGUUUGUUG
Molecule: messenger RNA, 2044 nt
Organism: Erythranthe guttata (spotted monkey flower)
Lineage: Eukaryota; Viridiplantae; Streptophyta; Magnoliopsida; Lamiales; Phrymaceae
Product: patellin-3
Molecular function (GO): lipid binding
Source: RefSeq, a predicted model, not a curated record